Messenger RNA from Auanema sp. JU1783, 1617 nucleotides. Lineage: Eukaryota; Metazoa; Nematoda; Chromadorea; Rhabditida; Rhabditidae. The record is from the annotation of a GenBank genome assembly.
AUGAGCCAAGAAGCGGUUGUGGAUCGCCAUAAUGAGAACAUUGAUGAGAUGGAUUAUCAUAAUGCGCCUACUCGAAGAGAAAUGGCUUUAUCCCCACUUCCUCGACCACUCGAAACUCCACAUAGAUCACGGAGGCUAAGCGUGAUCGACAAAUUUUCCGAAACUGAGGCGUAUAUGAGGUCUAGGUUCCAAGUUUUAACGUCACUAUGGGAUGAAAUUGAAAUGUCAGAAGAAUCGAGAGUACAGAGGGCAAGAACAGCAUUUGAACAUAUUCACAACCUCAUUGACGAUAUGGUUGAAUCUGAACAACAAAUGGUACAAGAAGUUAAAGCUGACAUCAAAACUGGUUUGGACAAAGUAAAACAACUACGAGACGAAAUGGACAUGGAGGAGUUUACAUACUCACAGAAUUAUCCCAGCUUAGCCUUGCUCCGUCAUGUGGAAAAAGAACUAAAGUUGAUACAGGAGGAACAUGAUGAACGAAGGAGAUCUCAGAAUGAGCUUAUCGAAAAAGCAGCACACCUUUCGUUACGCAUAGGAAAAGACAUUCAGGAUCUUGUACCAGAAAAAAGACUCAUGAAGCCUGUGGAGAUUGAUACGCUCAAGGCUGAAAUGAUCCAUCUUCAAGAGGUGUUCGAUGAACGACUACAAACUGCUGCUCAGAUGCAAGCUGAUAUUCGUAAUUGGGUGGAACGCCUAGGAAGUUUGUUUAAUGAGAACGAGAGUGCUGAGGUGAAAGUGAUCUUGAUGACUGAUGUACAGAGCGAAGAGUUUGUGCUCUCCGAAAGCUCUUUGGGCACAAUCAAACAAUAUCAUAGCCAAAUUUCCGAAAUAUAUCAACAAUGGCUACAAGAUCAAGAUUUUCAAUGGACUAGCAAGUAUACUGUAUUGGAAGAGCUAUGGGGCAAAUGCAUGGUUGGGCUAGCUGAACGAGCAUUCCUCCCAAUAUUCGAUCCAUUAUAUCACACUUCCAAAGAUUUGGAUAGAAUGGGGUUGGAACAAGCUCGCUUGGAGAAAUUGUACCGUUCCAGAAAACGGAUUUAUGAUCAUGUUUCAGAGUUUCAAGCAGUGUGGGAGCAGAAAAUCGCUCUUAGCAGCAAGAUGAGAGAAGCCGGUUACUAUCAAAGCAGAGAUAGAUCUCACAACAUCUUGAAAGAUGCGCAGUUGGAACGACAAUUGGAACACAGUAUUACUGUAUUAGAGAAACAAAUCGUAAAAUCAUACAGUGAGUACGUUUCCAAGCAUCCAGAAGAUCCAUUCAGAAUCAACUCGAUUUCUCCACCUGAUUUUGUUAGAAAAACAAGAGAAGACUAUUUUGCUGCUUUGGAAGAAGAACGUCAUAAAAAGGCGCUCAUGAGACAAACCAGCUCUUCAACGCUCAGCUCCCCACGAACACCACAAAAGAAGGCAUUUGCUAGAACACCAGCAAGUUGUGGAAAAAUGGAGCCUCCUCUCAAGAAACCGAUGCUUGAUAGAGCUUUCACCCCACGUAGUGGACGGAUGCCAAGUUUAAUACAGCCAGUUAAUAAGACUUCCGAGCGUGGUCCCAAAACAUCAUCACCACGUCAAGCUGGUACUGGGACACCCGGUAGAACUCCACUUAAGAGACAUAAUUAA